UAUUUCCGUGCAGGCCCCCGGCUGCCAUUUUGUUGUCUGACUUGUUGGCUGAGGCGCGGUGCUGUAGUUAGCAGGAACCCAGCGUAGAUACGUUCUCCGGCAAUGGACGGCAUUGUCAGUGAUGUUGCUGUUGGAGUGAAGAGAGGCUCAGACGAGCUGCUGUCAGGCAGCCACUACACCAGUCCGAGCACUGGUAUGAGUGGGAUUGUAACUGCUAAUGGAAAUGAUAGCAAGAAACUGAGAGUGGAAGACAGAAUGGACGCCACCCCUUCCCGUGUCCUCCACAUAAGGAAGCUGCCCAAUGAAGUUUCCGAGACGGAGGUCAUCGCCUUGGGCUUACCUUUUGGGAAGGUCACCAAUAUCCUGAUGCUUAAGGGAAAGAAUCAGGCAUUCCUGGAGCUGGGGACAGAGGAAGCCGCCAUUACCAUGGUGAAUUAUUACACGGCCGUGACACCUCAUGUCCGCAACGUCCCCGUCUUCAUCCAGUACUCCAAUCACAAAGAGCUGAAGACCGAUAAUGCCCUCAACCAGCGUGCACAAGCGGUCCUCCAGGCCGUCACAGCUGUCCAGGCAGGAGGCACCCCGACGUCGGGGACGACGGCCAGCGAGAGUGCGCUGACGCCGGCGCCCAGCCCCGUGCUGCGGAUAAUCAUCGACAAUAUGUUCUAUCCUGUCACCCUGGACGUCCUUCAACAGAUCUUUUCCAAGUUCGGAACGGUCAUGAAGAUCAUCACGUUCACCAAGAACAAUCAGUUUCAAGCCCUGCUGCAGUUCAGCGACCCCGUGAACGCCCAGCAAGCAAAGCUGUCCUUGGAUGGCCAGAACAUCUACAAUGCCUGUUGCACGCUGCGCAUUGACUUCUCUAAGCUGGUCAACCUUAAUGUCAAGUACAACAACGACAAGAGCCGGGACUACACCAGGCCGGAGCUUCCUGCCGGAGACGGACAGCCCUCCGUCGAUCCCACUGCGGCAGCCGGCUUCAGCAAGGAUACCUCCUCCCUGCUCGGAACUCCAUCUGGAAUGGUGACUCCCUACACCAGUGGCGCGGCAUUCCCAUCCACCCUCAGCUUUGCACAGAGCGGAGGGGCUCUGAGUCCGCUGAGCGCCGCGGCGGCAGCGGCGGCUGCAGCCGGGAGGGUGGCGCUGUCUGGUCACACGGGCAGCGGCGGUGUGCUGCUAGUCAGCAACCUCAAUGAGGAGAUGGUUACGCCCCAAAGUCUGUUUACCCUCUUCGGAGUUUACGGCGAUGCGCAGCGUGUGAAGAUACUAUACAAUAAAAAAGACAGCGCGCUCAUACAAAUGGCCGACGCCAAUCAAGCACAGCUUGCCAUGAGUCAUCUGAAUGGCCAGAAGAUGUACGGAAAGAUAAUCCGGGUGACUCUGUCGAAACAUCAGACGGUGCAGCUGCCCAGGGAAGGUCUGGACGACCAGGGGCUCACAAAGGACUUCACUAAUUCCCCUCUGCAUCGAUUCAAGAAGCCCGGCUCGAAAAACUUCCAGAACAUCUUUCCGCCGUCUGCCACUCUCCACCUUUCCAACAUCCCACAAAAUGUAACUGAAGAUGACCUCCGACUGCUGUUCUCGAAUUCCGGUGGCACUGUGAAAGCAUUUAAGUUUUUCCAAGACCACAGAAUGGCACUGCUGCAGAUGUCAACGGUGGAAGAAGCGAUCCAGGCCUUGAUCGACCUCCACAAUUACAACAUGGGUGACAACCAUCACUUGAGGGUCUCCUUCUCGAAGUCGACUAUCUGAAGCAGUUGAGAGUGGCUCCUCUUAAUGCUUUCGAGUGGCGUUACCUGUUGACAGUUUCUCCAUACUGGGGACCACCAUUUUGGCUCUUGUGUUCUUUGUUUUUUUUUUUUUUUUCCUUUUUUUUUUUCCUUUUGUUUGUUCAGUCAUUCCUUAAUAUGACGGAUUCUGAAAAAAAAAAUAAUUUGGAGAGAUACUGCUCUGCUUUGGAGAUACUGUCCUCAUUUGUCUGUUAGGCAAGCCAUUAACUCUUUCUAUUUCUUCAAAAGAAGGAUGGAAAUCUUUUUAUUAGUGAGUUGAAAAGACACGUGCCUUACUUAUACAGCACCAACACUUCAGUUUUUGCAUUUAAGUAGGUUAUAUCUGUUUAGGCACAUUGUUUCUUAUGGUCUGUGGGGUGGAUUUGUUUAAAUGUCUCCUGUCUCCCUCUGUGUCUGUUAUUUGACAUGCUUCCCCCUUAAGUGUAGACCAUUAACUCCUAGAAUUCAAUUUUUUUGUGAAUUUUUUCUUUUUGUUUUAGCAAAGUUCAUAUGAGGAGUAAGGACCCACAUAGCACCAGGCCUGAAUGGUUUGUGAGGAAACAGUGAGUUUAACGUCAUUUAUUUUCCAGUCAGCCAAAGGUAAAGCUUUAACCUCCAUCGAGAUCGAGUAACAUCAAACUAAUCUCUUCUGGUUUACACGGUGUUUUUCACUGGCAGUGGAUACAGUACAGUCGUUGCCUGUUUUGACUUGAUGUUACUUUUAGAUGUUCUUCAACCUUACUUGUGGAUCUGUGUUCGAUUUGCCAUUUUCCAUUUGUGUUUGAGGACUGAGAAAUGGCUGUAAAAUUCUGAGCAUGUGCUGGAGAAGCCACCUAGUUUUUCAUGGAUAAGUGUGUUAGAGUUAACAGAGGUGAGGUAAGCAGUAUGGUAAGACCACAGUGAGGGCUGGCGUGACGCGGCCAGUUACCUGACCAGGACGACCUGUUGGGACCAAAGUUUCUGUGCCUUUAGUCUUAUUUUACAUUUCAUUGCAAUUUUUUUUAAACUUUUAAAGUUUUGUAUGUUAAAAAAAAUAUAGAAAAAUCAAAACCUUUUCUUACAAUCAUCUCAUAGCACCUAAAACUUAAUUCUUCAGAUGGGUACUCUAUUGCUGUCCUCCUAUUUUUUUUCUCCAAGACCGACUAUACCCCCAUCCCUUCAAAAAGAGAGGGAUGAGUGAUGUUUGAGGGUGGGCCGGGAGAGGGGGGUAUGCAAAUUUUCCACAUUGGCUGAAUUUUAACAUCUUCAGAAAUGUAACAUUGAGAAUAGUUUGGAAGUGGCACAAUUAAAAGUUCCUUUUUUAACAAGUU
Molecule: messenger RNA, 3079 nt
Organism: Paramormyrops kingsleyae
Lineage: Eukaryota; Metazoa; Chordata; Actinopteri; Osteoglossiformes; Mormyridae
Product: polypyrimidine tract-binding protein 2-like
Biological process (GO): mRNA processing
Cellular component (GO): nucleus
Molecular function (GO): RNA binding
Source: RefSeq, a predicted model, not a curated record